AGAAAGCCUCAUGCUGGUGAAAAGGUCAUCUCUCAAAUUUAACAGGCUACACCCACAGGCAUCAACAGGUAUGGACUAUGUGUAUUUAUUAUUGUGAAUAUCUCUUACUUUCACUUCGGAAUGCUGCAUAGAAAAUCACGACAGGUGGGUGGCAGGUGUGAAGCGUCAGUGACAAACCCUGAGCUCCGGUCAGUUCUGCAUGUCGGCUGUCUUUCACCGGGUUACGGUAGCACGUGGAUGGAUGAGAGGAUGCGCGGCUGUGAUUGGUCCAGGCACGCGGAUCCCAGCAGGACCACUGUGCUCUCUACUUGUCAUUACUGUUGCUCCGAUUCACAAGCCCAUGAACACCGCUGGGCUCAGUGUGUCCGUCUCCUCCCGGACUUGGAAUUAAUCUCGCAUUAUUUUUUUUAAAGCGGCGGCUCGCACCAUGGAUGCUACUAUUUAUCAGAUCAUAUUUGGGGAGCUCAUGGACUUAAACUGUAGUUUGAUAGAUGCUUUCCAAGAUACUUUUUUGGAAAACGCGUCAUUGUCAUUGCUGAGCACUGAUGGUUUAUAUUGCAAUGCCACAACCGAUGAGAUUGGAACCUGCUGGCCGCGGAGCAGCACCGGGAGUAUUGUAGAGAGACCCUGCCCUGAGUACAUCAACGGGGUGAAGUACAACACAACGAGGAGUGCUUACAGGGAAUGCAUGGAUAAUGGGACGUGGGCGUUGAAGAGCAAUUACUCCAGUUGUGAGCCCAUUUUGGAGGAGAAGAGAAAAUACCCAAUGCAUUAUAAAAUAGCGCUGAUCAUCAACUACCUAGGCCACUGUAUCUCCGUGGGAGCUCUAGUCGUGGCCUUCAUUCUCUUCUUGUGCUUAAGGAGUAUACGAUGUCUUCGAAACAUCAUCCACUGGAACUUGAUCACCACCUUCAUACUGAGGAAUGUUAUGUGGUUUUUACUUCAGUUGAUUGACCACAAUAUCCAUGAAAGCAAUGAGCCCUGGUGUCGAUUAAUCACAACAAUAUACAACUACUUUGUGGUGACAAACUUUUUCUGGAUGUUUGUUGAAGGAUGUUACCUUCACACAGCCAUUGUAAUGACUUACUCAACUGAUAAGCUCCGAAAGUGGGUCUUCCUUUUCAUCGGCUGGUGUAUACCAUGUCCUAUAAUUGUAGCCUGGGCCAUAGGAAAGCUGUAUUAUGAAAAUGAACAAUGUUGGUUUGGUAAAGAACCGGGAAAAUAUAUGGAUUACAUUUACCAGGGACCGGUUAUUCUUGUGCUUCUGAUAAAUUUUGUUUUCCUCUUCAACAUAGUGAGAAUUCUCAUGACCAAACUAAGAGCCUCAACCACAUCUGAAACAAUACAAUACAGAAAAGCCGUAAAAGCAACGCUGGUCCUGCUACCUCUGCUGGGCAUCACUUACAUGCUCUUCUUUGUGAAUCCGGGGGAGGACGACAUCUCACAAAUUGUUUUUAUCUAUUUCAACUCCUUUCUGCAGUCUUUUCAGGGGUUCUUCGUGUCAGUGUUUUACUGCUUUCUAAAUGGAGAGGUACGUUCUGCAGUGAGGAAACGAUGGCAUCGCUGGCAGGACAACCACGCCCUCAGAGUGCGAGUGGCACGAGCCAUGUCCAUCCCGACAUCUCCAACCAGGAUCAGUUUCCACAGCAUCAAACAGACCACAGCUGUGUGACCAGGGGAGCCGGCAAAUAAUCUCCUACUUCAGCAACCCGAGGGAACAGACUUAAUCUUUUUGUCCAGUACAAACAAUGAAGUGAUUUACAGAACAGACUGAUUCCUCUAACAAGGCCACAAUGUGUCCAGUGUGACUGAAGGGCCAGACAAUUUCUGUUGUCUGAUGAGAGUAACAGCAUCUAGAAGUACACUUUUACAGCACACAAAGUAUGAAUGGACACAUGAAAUUCUUGGAGGAUUUAUUUCCCAUAAGAUACUGUACGCAAGGUUCAGGGCUUGAGUUUUAAUGGAAUGGAAUAUUUAAAAGACAUAAAAGUGGCAUGAUCAUCAAACUGUCACAUCACAAAAAGUCUUAUCGUCUGAUCUUAUCGCUGUCAUCUCACUGCUUGGUGGUUAUCAGUGGAGCUAGAUAAUCCUACAGGAUUUACAGCAGGAUACAAGUGCUCCCGCACUUGUAAGCAACUGCUCCAUUCUUCGGUAGUGGAAGGGGAGACAAGGAAUACUUGCAAUUUAAUUAGAUACAUCGAUCAAGGUGCACUCAAAAUGUUGCCAAAAAAAAGAAGCUAUUUUCUGUUUAGGGUGAUGAAUAUCAAAAUGCAAAAAUGCUCUUUGAGUUAACUGCCCGUUGGCAUCAACAGCUGCUUUUGACGACAAGGAAAGAGGCUUAAGGGAAGAAGAGUGUUUGACUGAAUUAAAUAUCAAAAACUAUACAGUGUAAAAGGAAGAAGAUUCAAAAGAGGCAAUGCUCGCUUGUUAAAAGGGAUUAAAUAAAUGUUGUGUGAUGUGAACAAUUGGUAUUCACCUCAAAACACGUAGUUGUGACAUAUUUUAGUCAAUUUGAGAUGAUGAUUUUAUACUAAGAAGCCAUUCUAAUGGAGCCUUCAUAUUAUGUCCUCAGAGAAGCCCGGGUCUUCUCCAUUAACUUUGUGUUCUUUUAUACAAAGAUUUUUUUGUCUUGUAAUGUACUGUUGUAAAAAUUGUUACACUGCUUCACGAGCUAACCUUCACUUUGUUCCACAUAUUUGUUUCAACCAUUAUUUUUCACUUCCCCUUUGUUGUGUUUUACUUUUUUUCCCUCCUCAGUGAAGGAAAGGUGUGAACAUGAAGAGCUUUUUAAUGUGUUUGAGCUCCCUGAGGCUGGUGGAUGAACUGUCCCAAAUUUAAGCACUCUUUCACACAGGUACAGAUAAUAUUAGUACAUUAAAUAUCACAUAUGGAGUUGAAAAAGUCAUUUAUGUAAUGUAUAUUACUGGAACUGUCAUGCAUGGAUUUAUCAUGCAGGCGCUGCGGAAGCAGAUUAAAUUAUUUUGGCUUUAUGAAAUCCGUGCGGCUUUCUAGUAAUCAGUGUCACAACUAAGCUGUUGGUUCAAAAGAAGAGAAACUUGAUGAAGUGAACACCAGUUGCCUGUAACUUCUAUACCUGCUCAGGCUGCUCACAUAAUAAUGGGAACAGACAUUGAUCUACCAUGUCAAAUAAAAACAAAAUGAAGAGGGGGGAGGAAAUAUUAUGAAAAGGAUUAUGAAGAAAUUUUAGUAAGUCUGAAUUAUGCUGAAAAGCUUAUAUUUAAUGGAGAUGGUCCUCUGUAUGUCCCUACAGUCCUAACAUAACACAUUCUCAUCUGACUCUCAGCGAGAAAGCAUAACUGCCAAUGGAAUGGAUGCAUCCACCACAUUACCCAAACAUUG
Larimichthys crocea (large yellow croaker) is the source of this 3360-nucleotide messenger RNA. RefSeq names its product corticotropin-releasing factor receptor 2 (gene crhr2). NCBI's taxonomy places the organism in Eukaryota, Metazoa, Chordata, Actinopteri, Sciaenidae. Gene Ontology annotation, molecular function: G protein-coupled peptide receptor activity; corticotrophin-releasing factor receptor activity; corticotropin-releasing hormone receptor activity. Gene Ontology annotation, biological process: adenylate cyclase-modulating G protein-coupled receptor signaling pathway; long-term synaptic potentiation; cell surface receptor signaling pathway. Gene Ontology annotation, cellular component: axon terminus; dendrite; plasma membrane. The record is from RefSeq and is a predicted model, not a curated record. The transcript is spliced from 13 exons. The coding region runs from base 428 to 1672 and encodes 414 amino acids.